AUGAUGCUGCGAAUCACGACUCUUCUCGCUCUGUUCCCCACCGUCUUCGGGGCCAGGCUUCCUUCCACCGCCAACUGCACUGGUGAAUGUCAGACAGCUUAUGAGACAGCAUAUGAUUUCGACUCCAGCGGAUGGGUAGUCGACGACCUUGCCGACGAUCCCUUCUGGCAAGCCCCAACCAAUCUCACCAAUGUAGUCCCUGGCGACCUCCUCAAAUGGGAGACGCUUAGUGCUGAAGCUGUGGGUACCAACUGGACCAUCCCGGGCGGAACAUCUCUGUCGCGACUUGUCUACGUCACUGAAGACAUUGACGGCGAUCCUCUGCCUGCUACUGCCUUUGUGCUUCUCCCUUUUGCACAGCCCAAGUCGGGGGGAAAGCUUCGAACUGUUCUAUGGGCACAUGGCACAGCCGGUACAGCUGCAGUCUGUGCCCCUUCCAAUCACCACAGCCUCUACUACGAAUGGUCCGCCCCCUACGCAUACGUCCAAGCCGGGUAUGCUGUCAUUGCCCCCGAUUACACCGGGCUUGGUAUCAAGAUCCCCCAGGGUUUCAUGUACGAGGCCGGAUGGUCCCAUGCUGCUGAUGCAGCCUACAGCCUCGUCGCCGCAAGAAAGGUCAUUGGAGAGUGGCUCUCGGACGAAUGGGUCGCCAUCGGCCAAAGCGAAGGCGGCCUAACCACGUGGCGGCUCAACGAGAGACUUGCAACACCGGAUUCCAAGGCCCUGAAAAAGGCUGGAAAUCUGAUUGGCGUUGUAUCCAUUGCUCCAGCUCUUCGACCCAUUGACCUUUUGGAAACCUUCUCUGAUGAACCAUCACUGUUUGGCAUAACGGCUCUUCUGUCAUCCUACAUCAUGCGAUCCAUAUCCGGCCUGUACUCCGACUUUCGGCUUGAACGCUACUUGACGCAAGCGGGCCUAGAACUGGCUAAAUACGCCGGCGAGAAUGGCUGCUCGCUAUCUGGUCUCUCAGUCUUCGCCGGCUUGACCAAGGAGAGCUUCUUCAAGAACGUGGAUUGGAAAAGGGACCCCGCCGUUGUCGAGUGGAGAAAGAAGUAUAACGGUGAAGGACGAACAUCCAAGAUUGCCGCGCCGUUGCUGGUCGUCCAAGGUGAUGCCGACCUUGCGGUUCCAGCAGCUUUCACAAAGGAGGACCUGAAGGGAAUUCGCGCCGCCAACCCAAGGUCUUCCAUCCGAUACUACGAAUAUAAAGCUCUGGAUCAUGACCUGGUGACUGGUAGUGCCCAGAAGGACUAUCUCGCGUGGGUCAAGGACCGCUUCGAUGGUGUCAAGGCCAAUCCCGGGUUUUUCACAUCCACCAUCUCUAAUCUCACGAGCGCUUUCUAUCCAAUGAUGAGAGUUUACGACGCAAAGUCUUAUGGGGAGCCAGGCGUCUAG
This is a messenger RNA of Fusarium keratoplasticum, 1395 nucleotides long. RefSeq lists its product as uncharacterized. The record is from RefSeq and is a predicted model, not a curated record. Bases 1 to 1395 code for a protein of 464 amino acids. Gene Ontology annotation, molecular function: triacylglycerol lipase activity. The transcript has a single exon. Lineage: Eukaryota; Fungi; Ascomycota; Sordariomycetes; Hypocreales; Nectriaceae. Gene Ontology annotation, biological process: lipid catabolic process.